CAGCCACUCAGACAGUGUUAUGGGCAUGUUUGCUGGGCUCGGGACCCCAAAGCUGGACUUCAGUCUGACAGUGUAGUAUUGGGAAUCAGUUCCAGCUCCUGCUUGCCAGGUAAUCAUAGCAGGCUCCUGGAGGUGCAGAAUGACUCUCCUUGAUGGCGUGUACCCCUUCUACAUGCAGCAGAGAAAAGUCUCUAUGUUUGAUGUCAGCACCAUCAUAGUGCUCGUGGUCUUCCUAACAUUUGCCUGCAGUUUCCUGCUCAUUAUCCCAGGCAUCCGUGGACGGGUGAGGCUGUACUGGACUCUCCGGGUUCUCUUCAGCCUCAUCAUGGGAGUGGUGAUCGUCACUGUGCAGUUCACGGGAGACUGGGAGACCGGCUGGGUGAGGGCAAACACCUCCUACAAGUCCUUCAGCCCAGCGCUGGUGAGCGCGGACAUUGGGCUGCACAUUGGCCUGGUGGGGGUGAACAUCUCGCUCAGGGGAAACCCAGUGAAUCAGGUCAAUGAGACCAUCAACUACAAUGAGCACUUCCCCUGGAGCGUCAAUGCAGACUAUGACCAGAGCUACAGCCAGGGACUGGAGCGGGGGCUGCCCAGGCCCAUCCUCUACGUGGCAGAGAAGUUCACUACGCGAAGCCCCUGCAGCAUGCAGAGGCGGUACCGCAUCUCCAGCCACUAUGCAUCGGCCACUCUCUGGGUGGCCUUUUGCACUUGGCUCAUCUCCAACAUGCUCUUCUCUAUGCCUGUCCUAGUCUAUGGAGGCUACAUGCUCCUCCUCACAGGGGCCUUCAUGAUCCUUUCGCUGCUGUCAUUCUCCACUGUGAGAAACUCCCCGAUGUGCCUAAUCCAGUUUGGAACUGCAACCCUGCACACAGGCUAUGGAGGAUCCUUCUGGAUCACGCUGGCGAUUGGCUUGCUCUGUUUCAUGGCUGGGAUCAGUGUUGUCACACUGCACUACUGCAACUUGGACCUCCUGAAAACUUUCUUUGAUCUCCGUGAGGACAAAGCAGAAGAGUUCCAGGGGUGACUGAAGCGUACACCAACUUUCAUCUUGCGAACAGGGCACUAUCUCCUUCUCAGCCCUCCAAACUCAACCCCAAUAUCAUUUAGAAGAAAGUUUUUUCACUCAUUCCCUGAAGUGGGCCUGAAAGGGCAGAGCACAAACACUUCUUGAUGUCCCCAGAGACCCAUUUUUCCAUCCAACUGCCUUUGAAGACUGCACGGAUCCGUGUUGGGAUGGGUACUUGCUAAGAAGUGCCUUUGCAGACUGUGACUCCCUGACCAUGCCCUCUGGAAAGGGCAGUCUUUGCAGGGAGCCAGCAGGCUGCCAUCGGAGCAGCUCCCAGCUCUGGUGGGUCGAGCUGCACACUCAUCUGGGGAUCUCUGUUCUAACAGAAAUGCCCUUCCUGGUCCAUCCCUGGCACAGCUUUG
Molecule: messenger RNA, 1428 nt
Organism: Neopsephotus bourkii (Bourke's parrot)
Lineage: Eukaryota; Metazoa; Chordata; Aves; Psittaciformes; Psittacidae
Gene: DUOXA2
Product: dual oxidase maturation factor 2
Exons: 7
Coding region: 140-1024 (294 amino acids)
Biological process (GO): protein transport
Cellular component (GO): endoplasmic reticulum membrane
Source: RefSeq, a predicted model, not a curated record